GCGAGUGAGUCGCUCUCAUCUCAGUCUCCGCGGCACGCACGGAGAUAGCAGGAGCGCAAGCUUCAGUCUCGUGCUGCACAGUGAGCGAAAAGAAAAAGAAAAAAAAAGCUAACGAAAAAUAAACAAAGGAAAAAAAAACUUUAUUUGAGUCAGGAAGAAAAAGAAAUGAAAGAAAAAAAAGACGCGUGAUCUUCAAAGCCUUGGAAACAUUAAUAAUGCUGCGUAAAACGAGUGGGUAACUUCGGCUGUAGCGGCGUGUGUAGUGAGAGGCUCUUACAGCAGCAGCAAUAAGCAAACAUGGCGCUGCGAGGCAUUACGGUGCUGCAAUAAUUAAUGGAGUUCGUGGACCGUCGCCACCUGUACUAACUACCUUGGCUUUAUACACUAAAACCUGAAGUUGCUGUCAGUCCACGCAACAUCGGAAUUGCAAGGAUCGGGAUUGUUAUAAACAGGUCUGUAAUUCAGAGGAUGUCUAGGUGUUCUUUUAUUUUUAGCGCACAGUGUCCUCCCUACUGGAAAUACAUCGCGACUCGCUGGAUCGCUAGAGAGAAAGUGUUGACUUAUCGGUAUGUGCACCAUUAGAAAUGGAUAUUAAAAAGGAUCGCAGAAACGUAAAAUAUUCGAAUUGAUGCAUCUAGGUGGAUUGCAUAUGCUAAAACAAGUCAUUUAUCUUGUAAGCAGGACUUUCAUUUUGUUCCUCGCAGCACGGGAUAUCUGAUACAACUAGGAGGAGAGUAUUGGCUUGGAUUUGUUUCUUUCGUUAGACAAACAUACACUGUCAGUGUCUGUUUUGAAUUCGUGUGGUUUUUAAAACUUUGUCAAGACCUUCCAAUCACAUCUAUUAGUGGCCAGAACCACACGGAUUUAUAUUCACCUUAUUUCUGAUUCAGGAGCGAGCCUCGGAAUAGAAAGGCGCCGCAGCGCGAGGGGACGUCAUGCUCUCUGCAACACCCUUGUAUGGAACAGUUCACAGCUGGAUGAACAAUGAGAGAGUACGCAUGUGUGGAAUUAACGAGGAGAGGAAAGUCCCGGUAGCUGAUGGAGAAUCCCAGAAAAGCAGGUUGGAACUGAGGGAAGCGAAUCACCUUGCACCCAAUAUGGUGGACGCCAGUGCAGCACGGAGGAACACGCUGGCAGCCCUCAGCAUGGACCGGAGCAGCCUGAUGGGUGUUCAUGGGGGGAUGAUUUACCCAGGGAUCCGGGCACUCUCCACUGGCACUGACAAGAGUAGGGAGGGCAUGCCCUUGGGUUACAUUAGUGACCGCGUGCCAGAGUUGCGCUACAAACCCAUGGCAGCUGUGUCUCCAGAGUCGCCACUAGAAAAUGGGAAGCAUUCUAAUGGUUAUGGCGGCCUCUACAAGACCUCUCCUCCAGGACUGCACAAGCCAGUGAUGGUCCCUGGUGGGGGAGAGACUCUGGGGUUAGACCGUCGAUCGAUUGUUGAAAAACACACUGAACUGGGCCUGAACGGCAGCAGCUACUUUCGACUCCCCUGGGUCAGCCCUUACCUUGAGGCUGGAGUAUACCCCUUCCUGGACCCUGCAAACAAAUAUGCACUUAGCAUGUAUAAGGCCUCCUUUCUUUCCCAGCAUUCCCCCUACCUGCCACAGCACUUGGCCUACUCACCCCUGUGUGGUGGCGGGGCUGGUGCAGGAAGUGAACGCUUUCUCUACCUUCCUCCUUACGCCCCGACACACAUGCCUUCUUCAUUAGCGUCCCCCAUGAGGAUCCCUACAGCCGCCACUGCCACCACUGCCCCCACCCUUUCCCCCCUUCUCCACUGUCAGGAGAAGGGCCUGGCUGGGAUCAGUUCCAGGAUGCACCAUGAACCGUCUGCUUUUGGGCCCCACCACCAGCAGUCACAACAGCUCCACCACCACCAGCAGCAGCAUCAAGCACAGCAGCUGCAGUCACACAGUGACAGGCAGCACAGUAGCAAGCAAAGCCGAACGCCCUUGGGAAAAGGGACUAGCGGCGGCAGUCUUGCAGUCGACUCCCCACUCCUUCUACUGCAGUCGCCCCAGACAACCUCUCGCCUCCAUCCACCUACCACCCAACCCCUCACCCUCAGGGAGAACCCCUCGGACUUUCAUAAGCCUCUCCCCAGGAUGCCAGCAACCCCCUGCCCAUCAGUGUCCCUUCCUUUCUCCUGGCCCCCCAGCAUGGCCCCUGAGAACCCUUCUCCAGCCCGACCUACCAGCCAUAAGCCCAAAUCCCGGGAUGCAGCAACAGCUGAAUCCCGAAACAGCGAGCGCCAGGACAGGAAAACAAGCCGGUCCCCCUCGACAGCGGAAAAGCAAAAGCAGCAGAAGCACCAGCAGAAGCAGCAGCAGACCCCCACCAAAGGUCCAGCAGACAAGCCCUUGGAUCUGUCUGCCAAAGUCGUGGACUUUGGAAAUGCCCCAGAUGGAUACUCCCCCAAGGAAGAUGGCAUUGCUAGAGUGGGCCACUCACCAACUGGCCGUUAUGGACUGCUUCUCCAGGACACCGUGUCCCCAUCCUCUUCUGCUGUGAGUGUCUCCUCCACUGCUCCUGAGAGACCUGAAAUGAUCAGCACUUUACGCUCCUCCUGGGUAGUUCCUGGCCCAGGCCCCCCACCCUCUUCGCAAAGCAAGAGCCCAGCUGUGCUAAAAAACAAGACCCUGGAACGUGUUCUGCCCCAGCAACGCAGUUCCUCCUGCCCCAGGAUUGGGGAGUCAAACAGCUGCCCUGCCACUAAUCCGGUCCCUGGCUUGGUGCCGAGUUUGAGUCGACCGGCUUCUGCCAGUCCCUCACCCAAUGCCAAUGGCGAGUGGCCCAAGGCAAAUGCUGAUCACUCUGAAAAAAUUGCCCCAGGCAACCAUGCUGGCAAUCAGCCAUCCUCUGUCAAACAUAACAAAGCAUACAAAAGAGGUGAGAGCCAGGAUUUGGGCUAUAAGCAGCAAAAACAGCAGCAGCAUCUGGAGAAUGGGCACACACCUAGCCACCUGUUUCUACCACAGAACGAAGCCUUUCUCCCUCCUGCUUUGGCCUAUGCCAACAGAUAUCUGCCCUACCCUGUCCAAGAGGGAUUGUCCCUUGCUCAUUUACCUUUACCAGGGAAAGGGCCAGUCUACCCACCUACAAUGAUGAUGGGCAGUGGCAGCCUCUAUCCGGCACGCCUGCCCCCAAAGCACAGCCUCCCUUAUGGACUGCCCACCAGCCGGGGAGAAUUUCUGACUUACCAGGACUCCCAGGAGAUGAUUCACCCCUUGAUGUCGUCCCCCCUUGUAUCGCUGGAGGCUAAAGCCAGUGAGAGGCCUGAAUGGCGGUCGAGGUUGCAGGAUCGGCAGAUUGAGGAGUCUGCUCACAAAAGCUGUCCCGCGACCGAAAGGAUUGACCCAAGCUCCAGGCCAGGCAAGGAGACCCUGAUUGAGCAGGCAAGCCAGAGUACAAAGGAGCACAGGAAACUAGUGACGGACAAAGCAAGAAUUGUUUGCAUUGACUUGAUCCAGGACGACUCAGAUCCGGGAACCAAACUGGCCAAACAAAGCAGUCCCAACAGCAAGAAAGGAGAUGCCACUAAGUUAGGUGGAUUUGAGGGUAAAGGACAGCAGCUGAAGGAGCUUCUCUCUAGUGUGGAUGCAGCUCUUAAACCGCCAGAGCCAGAAAGGCACCCAAGGAUCUGCAGCCCGGCCAAGCAGGAGGAGCAGGGUUGUGCCACCCCAAGCUUCUGCAGAGAACAGCACCUAUCUCCACACCAGGGUCAAGGCCAGGACAGCCCAGUCGGACCCAGUCCCCUCCCUGACUUUUCAGAGCAGCAGACAUUCUGCUGUGCUAGGACAUCUGGGACAAGGGGGGUAGAAGAUACAGCCUCCAUCGCUGAAAGGCUGGGUUUCCAUCAGCACCUCUUCCAACACCAGCACCAUGGCUUUGACAAGAAAAGCCUCGAUGGGGACACACAUGAUGAUGAGGACGAUGACCACAACUCUGCCGGAUCUAGGAAGUCCAACCUGGCCAAGCGGAUUGCCAACUCGGCUGGUUACGUGGGCGAUCGCUUCAAGUGUGUCACCACGGAGCUGUACGCUGACACCAGCAAGCUGAGUCGAGAGCAGCGAGCACUGCAGAUGGAACGAUUAUCACAAGAGGACAGUAAUUUAAGUCAACCUGCUGCUAACUGUGAGCGUGCAAUGAUGCGUUUCUCCGAGCUGGAACUGAAGGAAAAGGAGGGCAGCGCAACAGUGAGAGACCCUGCAGACAGCCAGCCCAGCGAGACGCCUUGGGAGAGCGGAGGGGGGACUGCAAACAUCGGCAAGGCAGGCCAGGGGAAGGAGGCCUGUGGGGAAGGUGGAUUAGCUGUCCCUGAGAUCCACAGAGGUGUUGGCUUCCUAAGCUGUGCUCCGGAAAAUGAACGGCUGGUUGAGGGGGAGGGUUUGCAGCUGGAAGAAAAACAACAAAGCCAGCCGAGGGAGGAUGUUGGCCUCUGUGCUCGCCCGGCACUGCCCAGGAAACGUGAACACAGCAAGGAAAGGCCUCAGGAUGAGGGGAGGUGCUGUGACAGUGCCUCUGAGGAGCUGGGAGAGGACAGCAAAAGAAAGAGGAUUCUGAGGGACGACUGGACGGAGAAGGACUUUCCCAACCCAUCCGCUGAGCACGUCUUGGAAGAGUCUUGUUGCAAUGAAGUGAAGAACCUUAAAGUGUGCAUUGAGCUGACAGGACUGCACCCCUGCAAGCAGCGCCACCUCCAGCACCUCCGGGAGCUCUGGGAGCAGCAGCUUUCACCCGAGAGGCCGACCCCGCCCCUGGCACCGUCACCUCUCGUUGCACACAGCAGGAAGACUGACUCUGCAGAGCCCUGCCAGCCAGAGGCCACAGCAAACGAAAGGAAAAGUUCAGAGGGCAAGGGCAAUAGAAGCCGGUCGGAAGAGCGUCUCUGUAGGAGUGACACAGAGAAAGGUUUACCCACUCUUCCUGCCUCCCCACCGUGCAAAGGGGCUUGCCCUGAAUCAGGCUCGAACACAGAAGCUGUGCUCAGGAAAAAGACCCCCCAGUCUGGGUCCCGGCUCUCUGACAAGCGACAGAGGUUGAAGGAGCACCGCAAGACCAGUGGCUUGUGCAAGUCCCCCGCAACAGGGAAGGAGUGUGACACACCCAGGCUGCAAAGUGACGUGGACUUUGAGAAACCCAAAGGGAAGCGGCAGUGCAAAACCAAACACAUCAGCCUGAGGGGGCGCAGGAGGACAUCUGUGACCGGAGACGAGAGCACCGACGCCGAGCACGGGGAAGAAAAGGUCAGUGUAAAGAGAUCCUCCAGAAAACGGACAGCCUCUAAUUCGGAUUAUGACUCUUCAGCGGCCAAGCCUUGCGCCCCCAAGGCCUCCCUCAUCCUCCCACAGACCCCGAGCACCCACCCUUCACCUCUGCCUGUUGGGAACCCCCCUCAGGAGACCCCCACCAGCCGGCCCAUGCCACCUGAAGCACGAAGGCUGAUUGUCAAUAAGAAUGCCGGCGAGACGCUGCUACAAAGGGCUGCCCGUCUGGGUUACGAGGAAGUGGUUCUAUACUGCUUAGAAAAUAAGGUGUGUGAUGUGAAUCACCGUGACAAUGCCGGGUACUGUGCUCUGCAUGAAGCUUGUGCCAGGGGCUGGCUGUCCAUCGUGCAGCACCUCUUGGAGUAUGGAGCUGAUGUCAACUGCAGUGCCCAGGAUGGAACCAGGCCUCUCCAUGAUGCUGUGGAGAAUGACCACCUGGAUAUUGUUCGGUUGCUGCUUUCCUUUGGGGCGGACCCCACUCUCGCCACCUACUCGGGGCGCAGCAUCCUCAAGAUGACCCACAGUGACUUGAUGGAGAAGUUUCUGUCAGAGUACUUUGCUGACCUGCAGAGCCGAAGAGACGAUGACCCUGGCCUGUACUGGGACUUCUACGGCAGCUGUGUGUGCGAGCCAAACGAUGAAACUGCAGCUUUUGACAUUCUGGCCAACCCACCGGGCCCCGGCGACACGGAGGAGGAGGAGGAGGAGGAAGAAGAGGAGGAAGAAGAGGAUUUUAAAGAAGUGUUCGCGUUCGAGUUCUCCGAUCGCCCGCUCCUGCCAUGCUAUAACAUCCAAGUGUCUCUCUCUCAGGGGCCUCGGAACUGGCUGCUGCUUUCAGACGUGCUGAAGAGGCUGAAGAUGACGCCCCGCGGGUUCCGCUGCAGCUUCUCUCACAUCGAGGUGGUGACGAUUGCAGAGGCAGAGUUUUACAAGCAGGCGUCGCUCAGCCAGCUCCUGACAUGCCCCGAGGAUCUGGAGGCCUUCGUCCCCGACAGCAAGGAGCUGCUGGACUUGGUGGAGUUCACCGGGGAGCUGGUGCGACUGCUGGGCUCCACGCUGGAGUGCCUGGAUGACAAGCGGGGAGGAGGCCCCGCCUUGCUGGACAGGUCCUGACCUUCCAGGCAGUCCUCUCACUGAACUCUCAUCAGAGGAUUUAUUAAUACAGACAUUGAAAUAUAUAUGUAUAAAUAUUUGUACAUAGUGUACAUAUGUGUUACAUAUUGGAAAAAAAAACAAAACAACGACUGGAUAACAUCACUGCCUGGACAAUUGGAUUAUUCCGAUAUCAUUUAGGGUUUUUUUUUUUUAAAUCUGUUUUUAUAGAUUGCUUUCUUUUUAAACACCUUCAUAAUGUCUUGUCCCCACCACCCCCAGUCAGAAUAAUGUAUACAUUUCCACGGUCAAUUUUAAAUGUUUUGUAAUUUUGAAAAAGCAUAAUAUCAAAACAGAAAAAAAUAGGUA
Molecule: messenger RNA, 6731 nt
Organism: Polyodon spathula (Mississippi paddlefish)
Lineage: Eukaryota; Metazoa; Chordata; Actinopteri; Acipenseriformes; Polyodontidae
Product: BCL-6 corepressor-like
Exons: 15
Coding region: 936-6383 (1815 amino acids)
Biological process (GO): negative regulation of transcription by RNA polymerase II
Cellular component (GO): nucleus
Molecular function (GO): transcription corepressor activity; protein binding
Source: RefSeq, a predicted model, not a curated record